This is a messenger RNA of Pomacea canaliculata, 6075 nucleotides long. Its product is annotated as SH2 domain-containing protein 4B-like. Lineage: Eukaryota; Metazoa; Mollusca; Gastropoda; Architaenioglossa; Ampullariidae. Gene Ontology annotation, cellular component: cytoplasm. The record is from RefSeq and is a predicted model, not a curated record. The coding region runs from base 511 to 1893 and encodes 460 amino acids. The transcript is spliced from 11 exons.
CGGUGAGCAACGCUGUAGUUGCUAACCUCGAGCGUCACGUGACCGACGUAAGGCGUGUGGGCCCAGUCCUUGUAGAGAAUGCGUUGUCUCUGUACGGUAGUAUAUUGAUUUCACGGCAGUUUGUGCACGGUACGUGGCAUACCAUGUCUGACACUGGCACACUAUGGACAGUAUGAAGUUUCUUUUUUUUUUGUUUGUAGUCGUCAUUAUCACCGACAGACAGAAAUACAUUUUUGUUGCGAAGUCAGCAGGGAAACGUUUACCUUCCGGGUGCUCCACUGAUCCUGUGGACGCGCACAGUGGUAUGAUGAAAAGGCUCAGACAUCAUGUGUAGGUGCGCUUAGGAAGUCGGAUAUCAAGAGUCAUGAGUGUGAAAACAAUAAUGAGGCGUUGGCCGGAGAGAAUAUACAUACUCUGCAAACCACCGCCAUCUGACAGACCUUGAGGUCGCAUCUGUCGUUGCGCUAAUCAAGUCAGGGGGCACACACGUGAGUGUUACAAGAAGGAAACAUGCUGCAGCAGAUUCUUCGUGAUAUGUACAUUGACCCUGACCUCCUGGCUGAGCUUGAUGAAGAACAAAAACAGAUUUUGUUUGUGAAGAUUCGUGAGGAGCAGGUGAGACGAUGGAAACAAAGAGAAGAAGAGUAUGAGAAGGAAAAUGUGAGCAAACCCAAGAAACAUCCCAAACAAGGAGCCAAGAAGGUUGACUUUCUGAAGGGGCGAGAUGGAAGUGAAUGGGUGUGGGUGAUGGGUGAACACAAAGAUGAUCUUUCUAUAGAACAGAUUUUGGAGCGGGAGGCUCAGCGGAAGGCCCUUUUUCAGGCAGAGGAAGAAGCAGCUGAACAAAGGGAGAAGGAAGAGAGAGAACUGAAGCAAAAGAUUGAGGAAGAAAGGCGCCGCAUGCAAGAGGAAAAUGAGCGCCUAGAGAAGGAAAUAAAGAAAAAGAAAGAAGAGUCAGUCCUUUAUCAAUCUAUUCAUGAGGCCAAGGUCAUGGUAGCUAAGAUGGAGGAGGAGAAGCAGCAACGUCGGCAGAAAGAACAGCAGAGGCUGGCAGAACUUAGUGAAGAACAGAAGCGUCUGAGGCGAAGAUCGAUGGAAAUGUUAGACACAGUAAAGAAAAGGCGAAGCACAGAAAUAUACUCGCAGUGGAAAGAAACGCGGCAGAAACUGGAAAAGCAGGCAGAAGAAAACAGCAAAGAAGUAGAGGCAUCAUGGAAACUGCAAGAACAAAAGGCAAAGGAAGCGGACAAAGAAUUUAGGGAACUUGCUCAGAGAGCCCGCACAGACUACAUGGAAUCUCUUCGAAGGUCAAAGAUAAUUGUGGGAGCUUCAAAAGCAUUUAAUGGUGCAAGGCCUUUGUCUGAGUGUAAACCUGCCAUACCACCAAAGAAACAUCUGCAAAGCAACAGCUCGUCUGGAGGGGGCAGAACAAAACCAAGGCCACUUCGUCCCCGGAAUCGCAGCAUGGUGAUAGAUUGGUUUAUACGGGAAGAAAAAGCAAAAGGUGUUGGGCUGGACCCAUGCACUGAAAAGGUGGCAAAAUGGUUUCAUGGUGUUAUAAGUCGCCAAGAAGCUGAACAACUUCUUGCUGAUAAGGAUGAUGGCUUCUUCUUAGUACGAGUAAGUGAAAGAGUCUGGGGCUACACCAUCUCAUAUAAAGAAAGACAUCGAUGUAAACAUUUCUUGAUUGAUUCCACAGAACAAGGAUAUCAAUUCUUUGGUGUUGAUCAAGCAUUACACAAGUCUUUGGCUGAGCUGGUUCAGUUUCAUAAGGAAACACCUAUUACAGUAUCAGGAUCAGAAAAACUUUUGUAUCCAUGUGGACAAACUUCUGACCCACCUGAUUACUGGGAGUUGUUCCAGAACCAGCAGGCAGAAUCUACUACUCUGUAACCCAAGGAAACAAAUAAUAAUAAGUGCAAAAUUUGUAAAGCCCACUCCUAAGGAGUAUGCUCUUAGCGCUUAAAAUGGUAUCUACUGUCUACUUAUUGUGUGGAUAUAUAUCUAUGUACUCACACUGCCAUCAAAAUAUGUGGUCCUGUUUAGUCAUGGAGGCAAAAUGGAACACAAACUUUUCAUGUGAUAAUAUAAUUAAAAAGGGUAAUACAGAUACAUAAAGAUCAAACUUUGCUAAGGAUGUGCAUUUAACUACGUGGCAGUUUCUGAUCAGUUUAUCAUGCAGGCCAUAUGAAACAUGCAGUUUUAACCUGGCAAAGGAUCAGAGUUCUUUCAAAAAAUUUUCGUGCAGAGGUACAAAGAGCUGACUUCAGAAGUUUUACUGAGGAGUAGCAUUCUAGCAAUAUUUAAUAGCUUUUGAUCCUUUUAACAUUACAGAAGUACUGUCAGAGAAAUAAUUGCAAUUCAUGAAACCACUAGUGGCGUCAAAAAUAAGAGAAGCAUUAAAGCUUGUUCCUGACAGCAGGCUUGUCUUUCUAGCUUAUCUAAAAGAAGAGAUUCUAGUCAUGGGCUUCUAGAUUGUUUCAAGAGGAGCUAUUUUCCAUGUGAUGGUAAAGGAAGUGGGUUGGUGAAUAGGGACUAAAUGUGCACAUAACUUAUGAAGUCCUGAGGUUAAAGUCUUGGCAUCUUACUGGAGACUAUUUUGUAGUUUAAAAUUCAUUGCACAAAACAGGGAAAGAAUCAUGAAAACAAUACAAAUUUGUUGUGUCUUGAAUUAAAAGUAGUUCAAAAUUAUUGCCUGUUUGUAAUGUAAAAUCUUACUUUUUUAUGUAGCUAUUGGAUUAUUGGAAAAGUCAUGAUGUGUUUUUUUUCUGUUUUUCAAAGGUCAUUUAUUUAUAUAAAGAACAAAGAUCAAUCGAUGAUACAUUGUCUGGUUUUGUUCGAUAACCUUCUGCCAUCUUUUAGUGAACUUGUUCAUAGAAGGAUGUCUUUAUCGAUAAACUGAACAAGGUGCUGAUUUACGCCUCAUCUUAAACUGAAAGUUAUACCAUGCAAGGAGUUUUGAAGAGAGUAUAACAAGUAGAAGUCAGAUGGUGCAAGGUCAGCCAAGUAUUGUGGGUGUGGCAACACAUCCCAUCCAAGCACCAAUAAUUUUUUAGAACACCAUUUCAAAUGUUUGUGGUCUCAUGUUGUCCGGAUAGAACACAACUCCUUUAUGAUCAACGAGCUCUGGAGUGCUUAUUGGAAUGAUUGUUUUUUUUUUGGUUUUUUUGUUUGUAUUUUUUUUUGGUGGGACCUCAAAAACAAGACAGCUUUAAAAUCCCACCACUCUAAGAGCAUAACCUUUCCUCUGAUGAAUAUAAUCAUCAGGCCAGGACCAAGACGUUUGUACACCAUAUUGUUGUAAACAAUACCCCCCAAAAAAGAUCGCUCUCCUAACAUUUAAGGAGCAUGUGAGGUCACAAGGAAUCGAAAUAUCAAGUUUGCUUACAUAUCCUUGGUUAUUCAGGUGGUUGUGAACACUUGAAUGAUGGAUUUUCAAUGUUUCUGCAAUCUCUUGUGUCAUGUAUCGUGGGUUUGACUUGAUCAAUGCCUUUGUUGUCAUCAACGUCAGUGGGGCACUCUGACCAAGGAGCAACACUGAGAUCAAAAUCACCAGCACAGAAUUUCGUGAACCAUCGUUGGCACUGAAGUUCUUGUAGAGCAUAGUCACAGUAAACUUUACCCAACUUUUCACAAGCUUGAUAUGCGUUCUUCACUUUAUGGAAGUAAAACAUUAAAAUAAGGCAAAAAUACACAGUUUAGUUUUCUUAUCUUCAACUUCAAAAUCUCCAAACCUCAACCAAAUCGUUAUUUUUUUUUUUGUUGUUUAAAAGAAUGAAGCUAUAACUUUCAGCUGUCAAAUGACCUAGCAAUAACACUGAUGCAAAUAACUCUAGUACUUCCAAAAAUGAAAUAGCGCCAUCUGUCUCAAAAAUGCAUCAUGACUUUUCUGACAACCCAAUAUUUCAUGGUUUGGAAUUAAAAAUAAAAAAAGAAACAACCUAUUUGGUUAAUCACAGCUACUAUAAAACUAAAAUAGUAUUGCUUUUUUGCAUUUCAGUGUUUCUGAAGUCCAAAAGAAAGUAUAAAGCUUGUACCAUUAUUCCCAAGAAAUCCAUUGUCACUGUUCUAGUGAUUCAAAGAAACCAGUUAUUAUUGCCACUUAACUCAAGAAUUAUAUCUCAGGAAUCCAUUUCUAUUUACAAAAAGUUUCUUCCACAAUGAUGAAUUAAUGAAAAAGAUUUCUUCAUGUCUGACAACAUGUCACUGCCAUUUUCUGUGAGAUGUUUGGUGAAAGUAUUAUCUGCUUAUGAGUUAUUAGUCUGAUAUUCCAUCAUUGUUGGUGAUAAGAUCUCUCCAUGAACUUGUGUUACUGGACUGCUUGCAGACGAUUUUUUUUUUCCAUUUAACUACUAAAACGAGGCUGGUGUAUACAAAGCUUCCGGUUUAGUCACAUUCAUUGUUUAGGCUCACGAGACUGAUAGCAGAGAACUCCGCAAGAGGCUAAGCAUUGGUCUUCGCAGACAGACAGCAGUCCACCUAUACACGUCCAUGAUCUCACAGAUGGUGUGAGUUUUUAAAGGGAAGUAAUAUGCUGAAGAAAUGAUCUUGAGACUCCACAGCAAAUUCCUUUUUUUAUAUAUGUACACCCUUUGAUGAGAACGUGAUAGAAUAUCUUGAGAGUGAAAGUGUAAAGAAUGGUGUCAAGGAACCCUUUCAUAAAGCUGAACAAAUGACCUUCAUUGCCUUUAGUCUUGAAGCACUGUCACAGAGCCGUGCGUUGUCCUAAGUAAGACAGGUAUUUUACCACCCGUUUUUAUUAUUUUGGCCUCACAAUUUCUUUACCAUCUAUUUUGGAUAUACUAUAAUCAGUUUCCAUACAGAUUGAUCCUCUGCAGCAGGAAAGUUAGCCAAGAUGACCAAGGUGAUUACACGACUGUAGAUUAUAUGCUGUGCCUUUCAUAUCUCUAAUAUCUGGCCUCUUGAUAAAUUUUUGCACGCUUUCAAGAUUAUUUCUUAAGUAUUUGAACCCUACGAAAACAACCAUAUUUAUCACUCCAUAUACUUUAGGACUGAGUUUGAGGGUUUUGAUUUGUUUUUUAUACAGUAUACCAAGCUGUGAAACCUUGUGUGCAAUUCUUAGCUUUGCAACAAAUAUUAGAUCAGUUCAGGAUUCAGCAACACUUGGAGAAGCACAGACUUUUUCAGAUGAAUCAUGUUGUGAGAUAUAGUGAUAUUCUACAUUUUUACCAAGGAUUUCUAUCUCAACAUUAACAGACCUGAAAACUGGAGAUGCAAGAAGAUGCAUGCUGCUAAAACAAUAUCUUUGUAAUUCACUUUAUAAUCCAUCAUUUUGGAUUGAUAUAAACACUUCAAAUACCAGUUCUGAAUAUACCUUUCAUGAGAUCAUUAUAGUUGGAUGUAUUACCAAAUUUUUUGAAUUAUUAGCAUUAAUAUUUUCUUGAAAGUGCUUAAAACUGUGCAACAUACUGAAGCAAAAGAAAAAUGAAUAACUAAUCUAAAAAGAAACAUUGUAUGUAGCACCAUCAAAAUAAUUUUUCUUGCACCUGUAUAGCUUUUACCUUUUUGUAGUGGGGGGAGGUGAGGGGUGAAAUUUUCCGUAUUAUGAACUUUAAUUUAAACACAAAAUUAUUCACUUCAAAAGAUAAAAGCCAUUAUGAUUGGUCAUUGAUGUCUUACACCAAGUCAGCAUCUGAAGGUACAUUACAGCAAGCUAGUCCAGUGCUGAAUUACAUGUGCUGAAAGUAACAACAUUGUUGUGCUGAAAGACUGGAUUUUGUAAAAGAACUGUCAAGUGACAAAGGGAUAUAUCUGUGUUUAUACCAGAAGAAUAUACUUACCACUGUAUUGUAAACCAUAUAUCUGGGCUGUAAUUGGUUUUGGUCACUUGAUAAACAGCCUUUUGUUACCAAAUAUAGAUGGAUGGUUUCUUGUGGAUAUAAUUUUCAUAUCACAUGUAUGUCUACAGCUCAGAUCUAGAGAUCGAAAAAGUACAAGAUGAAAAUCCAGGAGAUGAGUGUGCAUACACACACAUGCAAGCAACAUUUCUUGCCUUUGUUGUUAAAUGCAUGUCUGGGAAUAUAUUGUUUUUCUAUCAAUAAAGUACAUACAUUA